AUGGCUACUAUCAUUACAACCAUUAAAUAUUAUUUAUGUGUUCCUCUGAAUAUCAUUUCUCUCAUUUCUACUAUCAUCUUAUGCGUGACAUUUAGUUUAAUACGAAUAUACUAUCCUAAUCUUGCAGAUCGGGUUUCCUUUCGUUUAGCUUUUGCAGCCUCAUUCUGUGAUGUAGGUUACUCUGGUCAUCUUUUGGCUUUUUUUUUUUGGGAUACUAUUCCCGAUUUUUUAUGCGGGUACUUGACUUGGGCAAUUGUAUUCUUUAAUCUUUCUUCUCUAUUCUUUAUUGUUUGUAUAACUAUGAACCUUCAUAUAAUAUUUAUAAAUGAAUAUAAAAGUCGUUAUACUUUUGAAAAAUAUUAUUUUAUAAUUGCAUUAUCUUUUGCCCUUUUACUUUCUCUCCUGCCUAUUGCCGCUAACAUGUUUGACAAUGAUGGUCUUGAAUGUGGCUGUUUGUAUCAUUAUUUGGGUCAAGAAAAAAAUUUAAUAUGGCAAUGGAUUACUUUUUUUGGUUGGAUAUAUGCAUCUAUCUUGUAUUGUAUGAUUGUUGUAAUCAUGGUCAUUAAAAAACUUAAAUCUGUAAAAAAAGAAGUUGAUGAUGUUUUUGGUUCUCUUCCAAAUUCUCAGUUAGCAGGUUAUUCCACAAAGAUUACUAAAUCUGUAAUUUCUUUCGUUGUCAGAAGGGUUAUGUGGUACCCUGUGGUGCCAUUAGUAGCUCAAUUUUUUGGCUCUUUAAUUGAAACAUACGCUUAUGUUAAUCGUGCGGUACCUUAUCCUCUAAUAUUACUUAGCUACAUUGGCUUAUCACUUCAAGGAUUAAUGAAUACUUUAGUAUUUUCUCAAGAUAUUGCCGUUACUCGUGCUUUUCAAGUUGCUAAACUACAUUGGUGGAUCUCCUAUGUUAACUAUUAUGAGUCCCACUACUCUCAUCGAUCUUACAACAAAGCCAUUACUGAAAAAUUUAACAUGCUAGGAAUAUCCAAUAAUUUUGUUGACUUGAAAAUUUUAAACUCCAUUGAUAUUAAUAAUGACAAUUUAGUUUCACAACCUUCUCUUUUAGAAUGGUUAAGAUACAUGCUAUUAAUUAAGCUUUUCUCUGCUCCAAAAACUUCAUCCCGACUAUUUUCACAUAGCCUUUUAUCACCGGUAAAUUCUUUUUCAGAAAAUAAGAUUAAUACUUCUUUUACUCUGUUUGGAAACGACAAUUUAAAGCAAGCUAUAACUCAUGAUAACCAAAAUGAUCAAGAUAUUUAUUUAGCUCUUCCUGAACCUGUUCAUUUAAAAGAUUCUUCUCAAUAUUCCUCAGAUUUAUUAUCCUAUCAUUUAAACUUAUCAAUUUCACCAGAUUCCUUAAAAGAUAGUUAUAGUCUGACUAAUCAAACUAUUACAAGUAAUAUGAAUGUUUCACAUAAUUCUGUCACAAAUAUGUCAACCUAUACGGUUGGUGAUGAUGAAGGACGGAUUGAUGUUAUGUUUGCUAAUGAUGAAUCAACAGAUAUUGAUUUAUUUAAAGAAAUUGACAUGUUUAAACUAAUUUUAAAAAGGCUAUAA
Molecule: messenger RNA, 1551 nt
Organism: Dentiscutata heterogama
Lineage: Eukaryota; Fungi; Glomeromycota; Glomeromycetes; Diversisporales; Gigasporaceae
Source: the annotation of a GenBank genome assembly